CCCCUCCUCUCGCCCACCGACCUCUCCCGCGACUGGGACGCCACCUUCAACCCCGCCGCCCUCCCGCGGCCACCCCAUCAGCCCCUCCGCGUCGCGCAGGCCGACAUUGACGCGGAGUGGGACCCGUGGAAGCUCCGCGCCAUGAUCGCCGCGACAUGCCAGGAUAUAGAGAGAUUACAGGCGCACCUGAUCGAGGUAGAGAGACGUGUCCAUGAUGUGAACCGUGAUAUCGAGGAUGCGAAGCGGCGUGAGAGGGGGCGAUGGGGCGGCGUGGAUGCCGGCGCGGGCUUUCUUGAUUUGUAUGCGCCGCGGGUUGAUGGCUACCGGAGGCGAAGGAGGAAACUGUUGGAGGUUGACAAGUAUGAAGUCUGCUCGGACUGGGAUUUGUUCAAGCUCCGGGACGUGUUCUCUGAAGCUCAGACGGAUAUCGACAAGCUGCUGGAUACGUUGGAGGACUUGGAGACUGAGAUACGGGAAAAGAGGCGACUACUGGGCAGUCUGCGAAAGUAUAGAAUGUGGUAUCAUAAUCUCAUGACCUGA
Messenger RNA from Colletotrichum chrysophilum, 540 nucleotides. RefSeq lists its product as uncharacterized. The record is from RefSeq and is a predicted model, not a curated record. NCBI's taxonomy places the organism in Eukaryota, Fungi, Ascomycota, Sordariomycetes, Glomerellales, Glomerellaceae. The transcript is spliced from 2 exons. The annotation marks the transcript as partial.